Molecule: messenger RNA, 1972 nt
Organism: Prorocentrum cordatum
Lineage: Eukaryota; Dinophyceae; Prorocentrales; Prorocentraceae
Source: the annotation of a GenBank genome assembly
CACAGACCCCCAAGACAGCACAAGAGCGCUCCAAAAGUGACCGACGUGACCUCCAGAUGGCCCAAGAGGCCUCCAGGACGGUCCCAAAGAGGCCUCCAAGAGCACUCCCAAGAAUCCGUAGCCAUUUUGGCUCAAGCCAUUGUGGCUCAAGGGAGGCCUCGCUUCCUUCAGGUGAGAAGGCGCAAUCAUUUGACCUGCUGACAGCAGGCGGGCGCGAAUCUGACCAGCAUGUCGAAGACUCCCAUGACUCUGCCGAGAAGGCUUGGAUUGUUUUUCGAAUUGCCCACGCUUUGUAUCAUGAUCGUGACCAUGGUUGCACUUUCUUGGCCGCUGGUGGUUGCCUUGCGAGGCUGCCAGGGAUGGAGCCUGGUCGAGUUGUGGAAGCCACCUGCCGAAUCAGAGCAGUCGACGUCAUCAGAAAGUACCCUCAAGGAGAUUGAAGCGGAGGAGUCUCUUGGGUCCGCAGAGAACAGCGAGGCUGGCGAGGAUGCUGAGAACCGUGCAGUUGGCGUUCUGAGGAUGAGUCCUGGACUGAGUCCAACAGUUCACCCGGGUCCCAAGCCCUGGUCCAGGACCCAGACGGUUACCAGUCCAUCGGUCACCAGGCGCACAGCGGGACCCUUGGGAAAGCCGACCGCUCUGAUCCAUAUCGGGCCGUCCAAGACGGGGACGUCGUACAUCCAAAGUGCCUUGAUGGCGUCCCGGGACAAACUCCUCGGAAUGAAUAUACUACGUGCCGCCGGUGGAGGGACGUCAAAAGCCAGCGCAUCAUUUUCUUGCGCAACCAACUCGAAACCAGGCCGCCAUGACAGCCUUCCAGGAUAAGCUCAGCGAGGCAGUGGCUAAAGGCCAGCACGUGAUCGUCAGCUCCGAGGCGCUUUCCCUCGUGAGUCCAAAGUUGAUAUCGUCGCUGAAAUCUUUAUUUUCGAAGUUUGACAUCAAGGUGGUGCUCACUUACCGGCCAUUCCUCGGUCGGACGUGGUCUGCGUACAAGCAGCACCUCAGUCAACACAACCCCCGCGAAAUCGGCGUGUCGUUCGCCGAAUAUUAUGGGAAGGCAUCCCGAUCAGGGACAGAUGGCGCAGGAUUGUGUGGGUACGCCGCCAGCAACUAUAUUCAAGGAUUUGGCCGUGGCAGCGUUUUCAUAUUAGAUUACCUGGGGGCACAGAAAGACGGCGACAUUGUGAAUAUGCUGCUGUCUGCCGUUGAUUUACCGACUUUCGAGGAGCCGCUCGAACGAGUCCACGUCGUGCCAGGAUUGACUUCCGACCAGGCUGUUUAUUUCCAAAUGUGGCACUUAUUCUGGAAAUACAUGUUUGAGCAUCACCACUGCGUAUUGGAGAUGCCGCCGAGGCAAAUGCUCGCGUACAAGGUUGACGCGAUGGUCAAGCACCACACCAUGCCGAGGAAGUGUUUGGACAUGGAGCCGAUGAAGAAAUACGCACUCAAAAUGGAUGCCAAUUUCCGAGCUGCGUUUGGAGACCGCAUGUUGCACUUCCGCCCAGAUUUGUCAGAUAAUGAGACUACACAUUUCGAGAUCUGCGAGCUAGACCACCAGAUUGUCAGGAUGGACUGGAAUGAUUUGUUCGAGAAGCAUGCCGAAGCUCUUUUGAGCAACUCAUGCCAGAAGCAGGAGAAGCGGUGACCAGAUCGAGUUGCACCUCAGGAGCGUCUGGUCGAGCGCAGUUGGAGGAGCCCCCGAAACAUCGGAAUGAUGUCUCGCACUGUCGUUCCCCUUCUGCUGUGUUUUCUGCUGCUGCUGCUUUCCGCAGCGAGGCUGCUGCUGCAGUCUCUGGCGCCGCUCCUCUCUGGCGGCGGCUGCCGUGGCAGCCUCGCCCUGCCGGAUCCGCCCUACUUUGGGGAAAUUCGUAAGUAGGGCUUGGAAUUUCCGCCUUACUUUUCAAGCCCCGCUGAUGCCAAUUUCCGCCCUACUUUUCUGUUGUUGUUUCCGCCCUACUUCUGUGGAUUUUCG